Misgurnus anguillicaudatus (oriental weatherfish) is the source of this 2638-nucleotide messenger RNA. Lineage: Eukaryota; Metazoa; Chordata; Actinopteri; Cypriniformes; Cobitidae. The record is from RefSeq and is a predicted model, not a curated record.
UUACGCAGCAUUAGUGAAAGUGAAAGUAUCACAGCCUAUAAAUGAAGCAGCAUCAGUGUGUUAUCACUCACACAGAAAAAACACCAGUAGCAGACAUACAGCAUAGACCUUCUUCAAAUCUUGAAAAUAAACCCAGGUGUUGCAAAUAUGGGCAGUAACUCGGACUCACAACCAAUACCAGAACCACCAAAACCUGAUCUCUUUUUAGAAUUCAAUGAACCAUGGAGAAAGAUUGAUUGGAAUCAGAGAGAUGUCUUGAAAAAGAAGCUAGAAGAAUUCACUCCCAGUAAUAAAGAUGUGAAGUACAUCAAGAUCCUGGUUGCUGGAGAAAUUGGAGCAGGAAAGUCCAGCUUUAUAAACUCGGUCAAUAAUGUCUUUCAAGAACGGAUCACCUCCAUAGCACUAGUUAGUUCAUCUGCUGGGCAAAGUAAAAGUUUUACAACAAAGCUCAAAUCAUCCCACAUUAAAAGUGGACACAAGUUCUUGCCCUAUAUCUUCACAGACAUAAUGGGCUUAGAAUCUGAAGUGUUGGCUGGGUCACUUCCAGAGGACAUCGUCAGUGCUGUACUUGGCCAUGUGAAGGAUGGAUAUAAAUUUGAUCAGUCAGAGCCACUCGCUCACGGGGAUGAACGUUUCACCAGUGACCCCAACCUCUCUGACCUGGUUUUCUGUCUGGUUUAUGUCGUAGCUGCUGAUAAAAUAUCAUUCACUAACGAGAAACUUAUUGACAAGUUGAAGAUCAUUCGCAGCAGAAUCAGUGAUAGAGAUAUUCCUCAAGUCAUUAUCAUGACCAAAAUAGAUGAAGCAUGUCCAGUGGUGAAGAACAAUCUAAGAAGGGUGUAUCACAGCAAGAAGAUCAAAGAGAAGAUGCAUACAUGUAGUGGCUUGAUUGGUGUACCAUUGUGCAACAUCUUCCCAUUGAAGAACUACCAUGAAGAGAUUGACACAAAUCCUGAUGUUGAUGUUCUGAUUCUGAAAGCACUGGAACAGAUUGUUAAUAUUGCUAAUGAUCGACUUGAUAGCAGCAGUAGCUGCAUAACAGCUUUGAAAACAUUUAAAUGCAAUAUAUUUACUUCAAAGAAUUUCAUAGUGUUAAACUGUGUUCUGUGUCUGUGUGUGAUGUUAAUUGUUUUCACCUGGCAGCAGCUCAUAAGCAACUGAUUACUCUUCACAGCUGUAGAUUAUUGGGCACUCAUCACCACCUGUAUAUGAAGAGUUUGGUUCCAAAACGCGAUAAACGCCAUUUUUGAAAAAAAUGAGUUACUGCCAAAAUCAGCAUUAUAUCAGGUCAGUAGUUAAAAGUAAAUUCUUAAUUUUACGCAAAAUCCAAUAUCCGCCGUGUUAUUCUGUCAUCUUUUCUCCCUUUUUUCCCAAAAUGCGAUAAACGCCACUCCCCCUUUUUUACAGAACGCAAUAAAUCCCACAGCGCACCAUUCACGCAAUGUAAACAAACAUGGCGGCGCGCUGAGUACAUGGAGUCCUAGUUUUCCUCAUCUACUUUGUACUUUGUGAUCAACAAACAAAACAAAAUAAUACUUUAAUUGCAUUGAUAAACCUGUGAUGGUUUUCUGUGAUGGGAAAGAAACGUAACCAUCAACAUCUAAUAAUUUCCCUGAGAGGCACUCGGGAGACGGGUGCUUGUUCUCCCGACAGCAAGCUUCUCAUGCUAACACAUUGACCCCAGAGGAUCUUAUGAAAAACUUUCCAUAAUUUUACUCAAAGUCAACGAAAAUCGAGCAGGACCAAAAACAUUUUACAGCUGAUCGCUGUGAAAGACGUUAAGCGAAGACGUCAAGUAACCGCAAUGACAGGGUUCUUAAUAUGACAAAGUAAGUGUUUUGAUUAAUAACAUUAAUGUUUAUAUUUUUAAUUAAUGUGUACAACUAGUCAACUAAAUGAAUAUAACAUGGCAAAGAUGAAUGCACAUUUAUAUAGGCUAUUGAUUCAAUAGAUUUAUAGCAUUUUGAAUAAAAACUUGUCAUGGAUUUAUUGCAUUUUGUGGAAAAAAUAAUCCGUUUUUAUAAUAAAUCUUUGAAAAUCAACUUAUGGAUUUGAAGUUUUUAUGGUUUUAUAACCUAAAAAUGCUGUGUGAAAGUUUGUAACAGAAAAUAGUUGUUUUCAUCUUGUCACUUUCUUGGUAUAGAAAACACGUUUUUUACCAAAAUUUGUCAAAAUGGAUUUAUUGCGUUUUGGAACCAAACUCUUCAUAUAUACCCUGUCUUAUUAGUUCUUGUCACGGACUCCUUGUUUUAUGUGACAAUGCCUUUCUGAGUUCUGGAUUGUUCAAUGAUGUUCCGGAUUGUUCAAUGAUGUUCCGGAUUGUUCAAUGAUGUUCCGGAUUGUUCAAUGAUGUUCCGGAUUGUUCAAUGAUGUUCCGGAUUGUUCAAUGAUGUUCCUGGGUUGUUCAAUGAUGUUCCUGGAUUGUUCAAUGAUGUUCCUGGAUUGUUCAAUGAUGUUCCUGGGUUGUUCAAUGGUGUUCCUGGGUUGUUCAAUGGUGUUCCUGGGUUGUUCAAUGGUGUUCCUGGGUUGUUCAAUGAUGUUCCUGGGUUGUUCAAUGAUGUUCCUGGGUUGUUCAAUGAUGUUCCUGGGUUGUUCAAUGAUGUUUCUGGGUUGUUCAAUGAUGUUUCUGGGUUGUUCA